Messenger RNA from Spodoptera litura, 1245 nucleotides. RefSeq lists its product as uncharacterized. NCBI's taxonomy places the organism in Eukaryota, Metazoa, Arthropoda, Insecta, Lepidoptera, Noctuidae. Gene Ontology annotation, cellular component: plasma membrane. Gene Ontology annotation, molecular function: olfactory receptor activity; odorant binding. Gene Ontology annotation, biological process: detection of chemical stimulus involved in sensory perception of smell; sensory perception of smell. The record is from RefSeq and is a predicted model, not a curated record.
AUGAUGGAGACGCUCCGAAGGUUUGGGCCGCAGUACUGCGACGUGGAGACCAUGUUGUGGAACGUUUCUGUCAUGUUGAGAGGUCUGACCCUCAAUAUAGACAGACGUAAUAAGAAACCUAUCUCAAUAGUAGUUUACAUAAUCUCUAUUUCAAUAUGCCUUGGUUACUUCUACGUGUACUUGGUGUCUAUGAGCUGGUUCGUGUUCUACCGCUGUCAGCAGACCGGUGACCUUCUGGCCGCCAUCAUCGUCUUCUCCUUGGGAGUCUCCAGCGAAAUUGGAACUGUUAAACUUAUUUUUAUGUUUCUGCAUAUUGGCAAAGUGCGGCGUAUAGUGUCAGAAUGCUUGGCCUGCGAUGCCCUUGUUGUGGCUGGUUCCCGGUUCUCAGCCAAUCUACUGAGCACUCUGACGCUGGUGAAGAAACGAGCUCUAGUGUUCUGGGUGGUAAUCAUAGGCAACGGUGUUGUGUACAUUGUGAAACCUAUCAUAAUGCCUGGCCGCCAUUUUCCUGAAGACAAGUUUAUACUUUAUGGUCUGGAACCAAUGGAAGAAAACCCAAACUACCAGAUAGCCACAAUCCUGAGUGUGGCAGGAGUCAUCUUCACAUGCUACCUUCCAGCUAACAUCACAGCAUUCCUCAUUGUAGUCACCGGCUACAUUGAGGCACAAAUGUUAUCCCUCACAGAAGAAUUGUUACAUCUCUGGGAAGACGCAGAGUCCCACUAUUACAUAACACAUCAAACAAAUGCCAUUUUAGAAGAAAGUAUAGAAAACACGAUGAUAAGAAACAAAAUUAUAAAUGAUUAUAUAGAAAGCCACCUCAAGGACAUUAUAAAAACCCAUGGGAGAAACAUAAACUUGUUACAUCAAGUUGAAAGUGUGUUUAGUGGCGCUAUAGCUUUAGAAUUUGUUAUUCUAGGAGUUGGCUUAGUAGUAGAAUUGCUUGGAGGACUAGAAAACACAUAUUUAGAGAUACCUUUCGCCCUAGCGCAAGUUGGAAUGGACUGCUUCACAGGCCAGAGAGUCAUGGAUGCCAGCCUAAAGUUUGAAAGAGCAGUUUACGAUUGUAAAUGGGAGAACUACAGCAUUUCGAAUAUGAAGAUAGUACUGAUGAUGCUCCAAAGUUCUCAGAAGACGAUGAAGUUAUCAGCUGGUGGGAUAAUCAUGCUCAGCUUCAGCUGCUUGAUGCAGGUCUUCAGAUCAAUAUAUUCCGCGUAUACGACGCUGAGAUCCACUAUGAAGUAG